CAGGAGCAAAGCAAUCCGUGAGGAUUUCAAUAAUCUAUAAAAAUUAAUUCAUAGUUCUUCAAAAGUGAGUUACACUAUAAGUGUCCUAAUGCAGUGUCACAUCUAAGCAUCAUAAAACAAAGGAAACUUCAUGGAUAAGAAAAAUCAAUUAAAAAGAUAAAAAGUAUCGAUAAGGUAAAUAAGUGGAUGGUGCAAUUCAACUUUAUUGUUGUUUCCUAGUCUUUAUUAAUUUUUGAGGAGCAAUUUCCUUCCACUUUCCUAACUAUUACUUAUAAUAUUAAUACCGCGUGAGAAACUCUCAUAGGUUAUAUUAUAUAACAACUCUGUCAUCCUUAAUCUUUUGAUAACAUAGUUGUACCAAUCACCCAAAACCAUAAGUUUCCUUUUACACACUAUACUACAUACAUGGCAGAUAACGUGGUUGCAUUCCUUUUGGAACACUUAUCCCAAUUGCUGCAACGCGAAGCUAAUUUGCUGUGUGGAGUGGAAGACAAAAUCAUAUCCCUUCGAAACGAACUUGAAAUCAUAAACUUAUAUCUCAAAGCUUCUUCUGAAGGGAAGAAGAAGAACAACAACAGAGAAAUAGAACAAAAGGUUCUGAGUCAGAUCAGAGAUGUCUCCUACUUAGCCGAGGAUGUCAUCGACACAUUCAUCACCAAUGUCGCCUUCUACAAGAAGAGAAACGUGCUGGGAAGAAUGCUUCACAGCGUUGAUCACGCAAAGUUGCUCCACGACGUAGCAGAGAAAAUUGACAAGAUCAAAACCGCACUCAGCGAGAUACACGAAAACAAGAUCAAAUACUGUCAAGAAAGCAGUGAUCAAUCAAGAUCAGCAAGAGAAGAGGAGGAGAGAGCGCAAUCACUUCACAGAUUAAGAAGAAACGUGGAGGAGGAAAAUGUAGUGGGCUUUGUCCAUGAAUCUGAAGUAGUCAUCAAUAGACUCGUCCUGGAUGGUUCGUCACGAUUCAAUGUCGUUUCAAUCAUUGGUAUGGGUGGAUUGGGCAAAACCACUCUGGCACGAAAAGUCUAUAACAGUGAUAAGGUAAAGAACCACUUCAAUUGCCGCACAUGGGUUUAUGUGUCAAAUGAAUGUAGAGCCAGAGAUGUUUUGCUUGAUCUUCUUCAAAAAUUGAUGCCAAAAAAUGACUAUGAAUGUAGAAGCAGCACCACAGAAAAGGGUAAGAAGAAACACAAGGAAGCUGUGAAUCAAGACAUCUCUAGCUUAAGUGAUGAUGAGCUGAAGAAAAGAGUGUGGGAAUGCUUAAAGUGGAAAAAGUAUCUGUUGGUUCUUGAUGACUUGUGGAAAAUACGAGAUUGGGAUGAACUAAAAGAUGCUUUUCCCGAUGGAAAUAGAGGAAGCAGAAUAUUGAUAACAAGUCGUUUGAAAGAAGUUGCCUCGCAUACCGGUCGAGAUCCUCCUUACUAUCUUCAAUUUCUCAAUGAAGAACAAAGUUGGGAGCUCUUUUCUAAAAAAGUGUUUAGAGGAGAAGAGUACCCUUGUGAUCUUGAGUCUCUAGGUAAACAAAUAGUUAAAAGUUGCGGCGGUUUGCCACUCUCAAUUGUGGUUCUUGCAGGACUUCUGGCAAAUAAGGAAAAGUCACACAGAGAAUGGUCCAAAGUGUUGGGUCAUGUUAACUGGUAUCUUACCCGAGACGAGACUCAAGUAAAGGAUGUUGUACUUAAACUCAGUUUCGACAACUUGCCUUCAAGACUGAAACCGUGUUUUCUGUAUUUAGGGAUAUUCCCUGAAGAUUCUGAAAUACGUAUAAGGAAAUUGUUGCAACUAUGGAUAGCUGAAGGAUUUAUACAAGAAACCGGAAGUAGAGAUGCAUGUGACGUUGCUGAAGACUACUUGUACGAGCUCAUUGAUCGUAGUUUGAUCCAAGUAGCACGAGUGAAAUAUAACAGAGGCGUGAGAACAUGCCGCAUCCAUGAUCUUCUCAGAGAUCUCUGCAUAUUAGAGAGCAAAGAGGAUAAUAUUUUUCAAGUUUGCACUGACAACAACAUUUUAAUCCCUACAAAACCUCGUAGAUUGUCUGUCCAUUCUAGCAUGUCUCACUAUGUUUCUUCAAACACGGAUGAUCAUUCAUGUGUUCGCUCUAUGUUUUGCUCUGAUCCAACUUGCUUAAUUUCUCCGGAUGAGUGGAAAUGGCUUACCAAAAGCUUCAAAUUGGUUCGGGUAUUAGAUCUUGAAGGAACAUAUUGUUUUAAGAUUCCUUCAAACUUAGGGAACUUCAUUCACUUGAGGUACUUAAGAAUUGAAGAUAUUAUAAGUGUUCCAGAUUCUAUAUGCAACCUUCAGAAUGUAGAAACAUUAGACUUUGGAUCUUUAUGGAAUGACAAAAUUUCUUUCCCCAUGGGAAUAUCAAAGCUCAAGCAUCUAAAGCAUUUGAAUACUUCUGGCCCUAUCAUUCUUCGGGGCCGUUGUUUAAAAUCAAAUGUUGAUGUAAUGUGGAAUCUUCAAACAAUCUCUCGCAUUGUACUGGAUAAAAAAACAACAUAUCUGAUAGAGAAAGGAAGUUUCCCCAAACUAAGAAGAUUAGGAUUGCAUAUCUCCUCAAACAUCAAGGGUGAUGUGCCCAAAAUGUUGCUAAGCCUUCAACAAUUGAAACAUUUGAAUAAGCUAGAAAUCAUAUUCAAAGUGAUAGAUUGGCCACACUCGCGAUGGGUUAUCAAUUGUAAGCCCGCGGAAGUUUUAGAAAGUUUGAAGCAGUUGAGCCAUCUGAAUAUACUGAAAAUUAGGAAUGCAGGUGAGCUUGUAACAUGUGUAGCCAUGUUUCCUACCAACAUUACCAAGUUAACAUUGAUAGAUAUUACUUGUUUGAAUGACACUGGAAUGAAAGCUAUUGGAAAGCUCACCAAACUCCAAAAGUUGAUCUUAUCUGGAAAAUACAGAUACAUACGGAUUGACGAGGUUUGGUCUUCAGAUUCAUAUUUUGAUCUUAAUUGUGUUGAAGAUGGGUUCCCACAGUUAAAGGAGUUUCAUGUGGAAAAUUUGCCUAUUCAAAACUGGAAAUUAGCUAAUGGUUCCAUGCCACGCCUUCAAAUCCUAGAUAUUCAUCGAUGUGAUAAGUUGGAUAGCCUCCCAAGUGAACUAUGGUCUUUGACUACCUUAACAAAAGUAUGUGUUCGGAGACCAUCCCCUCAAAUGGCUGCAAUGCUACACCAUUUGGAAGUUAGGAAAGGAUGUGAACUUAUUGUAAAGUAAUUAGAAUUAAUGCUUGUUUGCUUUGAAUUUAUAAGUUUUUUUUAUGGUACUCCCUCCGUUCCUUUUAA
This is a messenger RNA of Lathyrus oleraceus (garden pea), 3275 nucleotides long. RefSeq names its product putative disease resistance RPP13-like protein 3. The transcript has a single exon. Gene Ontology annotation, molecular function: ADP binding. Lineage: Eukaryota; Viridiplantae; Streptophyta; Magnoliopsida; Fabales; Fabaceae. The coding region runs from base 406 to 3207 and encodes 933 amino acids. The record is from RefSeq and is a predicted model, not a curated record. Gene Ontology annotation, biological process: defense response to other organism.